Messenger RNA from Manis javanica (Malayan pangolin), 4104 nucleotides. The record is from RefSeq and is a predicted model, not a curated record. NCBI's taxonomy places the organism in Eukaryota, Metazoa, Chordata, Mammalia, Pholidota, Manidae.
UCUAGUUUGAAACCCCUGGUUUCAGCAGAACUGAGCUCCACCCAUGGGGAUGUCUCACAGCCUAGGCAGUGCAUUAAAUCCUAUCAUCCCACUUAAGCUAAUCUUGCCUCGCACCCCCUCCCCUGCCCCCGCCACGGAGGUUCGGCUUCCUGUGGACAGAAUUCUAAGCGUGGACCACCCGGCAGGUACCUAGACUAAGUGUUGGGCCUGUAGGAAUGCCCAGCCAAGACCUAAGGUGGAUUGACUCUGAGGCAACUAGCUCCAGCAUCGACGCGGGCUCAGCCGAGUUCAUUUGGGGACGGAUAAGCGGAUGCCAGGAACAUUGGCCGCUGGUGGUUGGUGUUGGAGUAAUAAAUGGAGAAGACCAAGGCUCGACCCUUGACUGGCGUAAAGCGAGGAGCCCCCACGUGCCUUCCCAAAGCCGCGCGCACAGAGGGUCCUCGGGGCGCCGGAGGGGCGCGAUCGGCGGUGGGAGGGUCUGAGAAGUCGGGGCGAAAGCCCAGGAGUGCGGCGGCCUCCGCGGCGGGUCGGGAGGCGGGGACCCAGCGAACGACUUCGGGGCCGGACCUCGGGGGGCGGAGCCGCCGCCAGCGGGUCGAGCCCAGCCACCUGAGCCCGAGCGCGGAGGACGCCGUCACCGCCGAGCCCCGCGCGCCGCGAUGAGCCGAGGGAGCCGUCCGCGCGCGCUGCCGCCCCGGGCCCCGCCGCUGCUGUCUCUGUCGCUGUCGCUGCUGCUUCUGGCGCCGCCGCCGCCGACCCGGGCUCUCACCCCGAGGAUCAGCCUGCCGCUGGGCUCUGAAGAGCGGCCAUUUCUCAGAUUUGAAGCUGAAAACAUCUCCAACUACACAGCCCUUCUGCUGAGCAGGGAUGGCAAGACUCUGUAUGUGGGCGCCCGAGAGGCCCUCUUUGCACUGAAUAGCAGUGUCAGCUUCCUGCCAGACGGGGGGUACCAGGAGCUGCUGUGGAGUGCAGAUGCGGACAGGAAACAGCAGUGCAGCUUCAAGGGCAAAGACCCGCAGCGGGACUGUCAAAACUACAUCAAAAUCCUCCUGCCACUCAACAGCAGCCACCUGUUCGCCUGCGGCACAGCAGCCUUCAGCCCCAUCUGCACCUACAUUAAUGUGGAGAACUUCACUCUGGCCCAGGACAAGGCGGGGCACAUCCUCCUGGAAGAUGGCAAAGGCCGUUGUCCCUUUGACCCUAAUUUCAAGUCCACAGCUCUGGUGGUUGAUGGUGAGCUCUACACAGGAACAGUCAGCAGCUUCCAGGGGAAUGACCCGGCCAUCUCCCGGAGCCAGAGCCCCCGCCCCACCAAGACCGAGAGCUCCCUCAACUGGCUGCAAGACCCAGCCUUUGUGGCCUCAGCCUACAUUCCCGAGAGCCUGGGGAGCUUGCAAGGGGAUGACGACAAGAUCUACUUCUUCUUCAGCGAGACUGGCCAGGAGUUUGAGUUCUUCGAGAACACCAUUGUGUCCCGCAUCGCCCGCAUCUGCAAGGGCGACGAGGGUGGCGAGCGGGUCCUGCAGCAGCGCUGGACGUCUUUCCUGAAGGCCCAGCUGCUGUGCUCGCGGCCUGAUGACGGCUUCCCUUUCAAUGUGCUGCAGGACGUCUUCACACUGAGCCCCAGUCCCCAGGACUGGCGUGAUACCCUCUUCUAUGGGGUCUUCACGUCCCAGUGGCACGGGGGGACCACAGAGGGCUCUGCCAUCUGUGUCUUCACCAUGAAGGACGUGCAGAAGGCCUUCAACGGCCUCUACAAGGAGGUGAACCGUGAGACACAGCAGUGGUACACCGUGACGCACCCGGUGCCCACGCCGCGGCCAGGAGCGUGUAUCACCAGCAGUGCCCGGGAGAGGAAGAUCACCUCUUCCCUGCAGCUCCCAGACCGCGUGCUCAACUUUCUCAAGGACCACUUCCUGAUGGACGGCCAGGUCCGCAGCAGCCUCCUGCUGCUACAGCCCCAGGCCCGCUACCAGCGUGUGGCCGUCCACCGGGUGCCUGGCCUGCACCACACCUACGAUGUCCUCUUCCUGGGCACCAGUGACGGCCGACUGCACAAGGCGGUGGGUGUGGGCCCCCAGGUGCACCUCAUUGAGGAGCUCCAGAUCUUCUCACCAGGAGAGCCUGUGCAGAACCUGCUCCUGGAUACGGACAGAGGACUGCUGUAUGCUGCCUCGCACUCGGGGGUGGUCCAGGUGCCCGUGGCCAACUGCAGCGUGUACCGGAGCUGUGGGGACUGCGUCCUUGCCCGCGACCCCUACUGCGCGUGGAGCGGUUCCCACUGCAGGCGCAUCCACCUCUCCCAAGCCGAGGUGGCCUCCAGACCCUGGUUCCAGGACAUUGAAGGGGCUAAUGCCAAGAACCUCUGCAACGUUUCCUCGGCCAAGCCCCGGUCUUCUGUACCAGCAGGUGCGAAGCCAUGUGAGCAAGUCCAGUUCCAGCCCAACACAGUGAAUACCUUGGCCUGUCCCCUCCUCUCCAACCUGGCAACCCGGCUUUGGCUGCACAACGGGGCCCCUCUCAAUGCCUCAGCCUCUUGCCGGGUGUUGCCCACUGGGGACCUGCUGCUGGUGGGCAGCCAGCAGGAGCUGGGGGUGAUCGAGUGCUGGUCCCUGGAGGAGGGCUUUCGACAGCUGGUGGCCAGUUACUGCCCAAAGGUGGUAGAGGAUGCAACAGCAGACCAGUCCGACCGGAGGGGCAGUGUGCCUGUCGUCAGCACCUCACGAGUGAGCGCGCCUGUUGGUGGCAAGGCCGGCUGGGGUGCAGACAAGUCCUACUGGACCGAGUUCCUGGUGAUGUGUGCGCUGUUUGUGUUUGCCGUGGUACUCCUCAUUUUAUUCUUCCUCUACCGGCACCGGGGUGGCAUGAAAAUCUUCCUGAAGCAGGGGGAGUGUGCCAGUGUGCACCCCAAGACCCGCCCUGCGUUGCCACCUGAGACCCGGCCGCUCAAUGGCGUGGGCCCCCCUAGCACCCCGCUUGACCACCGAGGCUACCAGGCCCUGUCAGAUAGCUCCCCAGGACCCCGGGUCUUCACGGAGUCAGAGAAGAGGCCCCUCAGCGUCCAGGACAGCUUCGUGGAGGUGUCCCCAGUGUGCCCCCGGCCCCGGGUCCGUCUGGGCUCCGAGAUCCGGGACUCUGUGGUGUGAGCAGGCUUCUGGCCCUAGGGAUGGAGGGCUCCGAGGGCGUCGCCUGGACCCUGGCUCCUCGUGGGACACGGCUGUGGGGCUCCGCCCUCGGGAGCCGCGGAGCCAGCUGGCCUGCUGCUCUUCGGAUGAGUAGCGAGGCCCACGCCCACCAGGGCAGCCGUGGCCUGAGGCCCAGCAGAAGAUGGGGGCCUGCCCUGCACGCCCGGGGCGGCCUGCCUUGGUGGGCAGAACAGUGCCCCUUAUGUAAACUGAGCCCUUUGUUUAAAAAACUGUUGAAAAUGUGAAACGAGUGAGGGGUGAGACACCCAGAAUGCCACCCCCGAGGGCCAGGGCAGGACACGAGGACUCAGGUGGCCGUGGCCUCGGCAGGGCAACGACGACGCAUUGGAGUAGGUGAGGCCGAGCCGGAGAUCCCUCACAGGCCGCCCUCGUCGGCCUUCUGCCCCACCCUGCUGCUGCAGGCCGCCUGCCUCACUGCAGAGCCAGGGCCCCGCUCACGCUCUGCGUCCUGCCCUGCCAGCUGGCCAAGCUGUUGCAGCCACUAUCCUGUCACCUUGGGGACGGGAGGGCAGUGCUGGCAGUGCAGCCUUCACAGACCCUGAGCUCAGACUCACCUUUGGGACCUGUCCAGCCUGUAUCAGGCUGUGGCCAUGUAAAGACAGGCAGUGGGGCCCAGGAGCUAGUUUCGGCCAUGUCUGCCUUUCCCUCAGAGUUCGCGGAGGAGGCUGUGCCCACCUGCCCCCAUCGUGGCCUGAAGGAGCCCGGUGCCCCCUUCCCCACAUCCUCCGCAGCUUCAUCUGGGAGCCCUCUCUCCAUUCACCCUCACCCCUGCCUGCCUCCACUCGAAGGGAUGUUGACACUGCCCAGCACAGGGACCCUGGGUUUAUAUGGGUUUUAUAUAUUUUUUUAAUAAGAUGCACUUUACUUUUUUUUUUUUUUAAUAAAAUCUAAAGAAUUA